CGCAGAGAGAAACGGUCCACGAUCGUACUUUGUCAACGGAUCUCAAACAUUGAGAUUUUUAAGAUGAAAAAGCCGUUGUUAAUUCUGUUACUUUUUAUCUCCCACGCUUUGGCUGCUUCAAUAGGUAUUUCGAAGGACGUAGGAUCUGGGAACAAAUCGAGCAUUGUCGAGUACUCACGUGAUGGAGAACAUGAAUUUGGCGUUCAUAAUAAAAAUUUACUCCAACUUUGACAGUAAAGUAAGUAAUAUAACGAUGGGAGAAUACGAUGAUGUGGGUAAGAAAGAUUUUGAAAAUAAAAGUAUAUAUGGUACAAACAACUAUGAAAAAGAGUACAAUGAGAAGGAUACUGAAAUUGAUGGCUCAUAUGAUGACAUAUAUGACACCGCACAUGAUUCGUAUGAAGAAUACUGGAAUAAUUAUGACGACAGUUACGAUUAUCAUGAGAAGGGAUCUGGAAAAAACAUGAGUGAGAAAGAUGAGUAUGACAAAGAGUACAAUGAGAAAGAUACUGAAAUUGAUGGCUCACCUGAUGAUAUAUAUGAACACCGCAAAUGAUUCGUAUGAAGAAUACUGGAAUAAUUAUGACGACAGUUACGAUUAUCAUGAGAAGGGAUCUGGAAAAAACAUGAGUGAGAAAGAUGAGUAUGACAAAGAGUACAAUGAGAAAGAUACUGAAAUUGAUGGCUCACCUGAUGAUAUAUAUGACACCGCACAUGAUUCGUAUGAAGAAUACUGGAAUAAUUAUGACGACAGUUACGAUAUUCAUGAGAAGGGAUCUGGAAAAAACAUGAGUGAGAAAGAUGACUAUGACAAAGAGUACAAUGAGAAAGAUACUGAAAUUGAUGGCUCACCUGAUGAUAUAUAUGAACACGCAAAUGAUUCGUAUGAAGAAUACUGGAAUAAUUAUGACGACAGUUACGAUUAUCAUGAGAAGGGAUCUGGAAAAAACAUGAGUGAGAAAGAUGACUAUGACAAAGAGUACAAUGAGAAAGAUACUGAAAUUGAUGGCUCACCUGAUGAUAUAUAUGACACCGCACAUGAUUCGUAUGAAGAAUACUGGAAUAAUUAUGACGACAGUUACGAUAUUCAUGAGAAGGGAUCUGGAAAAAACAUGAGUGAGAAAGAUGACUAUGACAAAGAGUACAAUGAGAAAGAUACUGAAAUUGAUGGCUCACCUGAUGAUAUAUAUGAACACCGCAAAUGA
Molecule: messenger RNA, 1205 nt
Organism: Homalodisca vitripennis (glassy-winged sharpshooter)
Lineage: Eukaryota; Metazoa; Arthropoda; Insecta; Hemiptera; Cicadellidae
Product: FK506-binding protein 3-like
Exons: 3
Coding region: 477-1205 (242 amino acids)
Source: RefSeq, a predicted model, not a curated record